AUGACAAGUGCCAGCAUAGUGGAGGCCAACAUCCUCCACAAAUCCCCCAAAAGAAAGGUCUGUAUUCCGAGAAGCCAUUUUGAUCGAAUUCAUCAUGGUCUCCAGGGAAUUUCUGCAGUGUCACAAAGGACCUAUGCCGAUCAAGUUGAUGCUGAUGUCACAGUUAUUGGCUCUGGUCCUGGAGGGUAUGUUGCUGCUAUCAAAGCAGCUCAGCUUGGAUUUAAGACUGUCUGUGUAGAAAAAAAUGAAACCUUAGGUGGAACCUGUUUGAAUGUUGGAUGUAUUCCAUCCAAGGCCUUGCUGAACAACUCGCAUCUGUAUCACUUGGCCCAUGGAAAAGAUUUCGCUAAUAGAGGAAUCGAAAUUACAGGAAUCCGUUUGAAUCUAGAGAAGAUGAUGGAACAGAAGAGUGGUGCAGUGAAGGCCUUAACAGGUGGAAUUGCUCAUUUAUUUAAACAAAACAAGGUUGUACACGUAUCUGGGUUUGGAAAAAUAACUGGCAAAAACCAAGUCACUGCAACCAAAGAAGAUGGCAGCACACAAGUUAUCAAUACAAAGAACAUACUUAUAGCCACAGGCUCAGAAGUUGCUCCCUUCCCUGGAAUUACUAUUGAUGAAGAUAACAUUGUGUCAUCCACUGGUGCGCUGUCACUGAAAAAAGUUCCCGAAAAGAUGGUUGUCAUUGGUGCAGGAGUCAUUGGUGUGGAACUGGGUUCAGUUUGGCAGCGCCUCGGUGCAGAUGUGACAGCUGUUGAGUUCAUGGGCCAUGUUGGUGGAAUGGGAAUUGACAUGGAGAUCUCUAAAAACUUCCAACGUAUUCUUCAGAAACAGGGACUUAAGUUUAAACUGAACACCAAAGUUACUGGUGCUACCAAGAAACCAGAUGGAAAAAUUGAUGUAGCUGUUGAAGCUGCUGCUGGUGGCAAGGCAGAAGUAAUAACUUGUGAUGUGCUCCUAGUUUGCAUCGGUAGACGUCCUUUUACAAAAAAUCUAGGUCUCGAAGAUAUCGGAAUUGAACUUGAUAAGAGGGGGAGAAUCCCAGUCAAUAACAGAUUCCAAACCAAAAUUCCAAACAUCUAUGCUAUUGGUGAUGUAGUUGCUGGACCUAUGCUGGCCCACAAAGCCGAGGAUGAAGGCAUUCUUUGUGUGGAAGGGAUGGCUGGGGGAGCAGUUCACAUUGACUAUAACUGCGUACCCUCUGUGAUAUACACUCACCCUGAAGUGGCCUGGGUUGGCAAAUCAGAAGAACAGCUGAAAGAAGAGGGUGUAGAAUACAAAAUUGGGAAAUUUCCAUUUGCUGCAAACAGUAGAGCAAAGACAAAUGCUGACACAGAUGGCAUGGUGAAGAUACUUAGUCAAAAAUCGACAGACAGGAUGUUGGGCGCUCACAUUUUAGGCGCAGGUGCUGGUGAAAUGGUUAAUGAAGCUGCUCUUGCUAUGGAAUAUGGAGCAUCAUGUGAAGAUGUAGCCAGAGUUUGCCAUGCCCAUCCAACAGUGUCAGAAGCCUUCAGGGAAGCAAACCUAGCAGCAUCUUUUGGCAAAGCUAUCAACUUCUAAAAUAAAAGAGCAGAUCUUUGUACGUGUAUAGUACAUCUCUAAAAAUGGACUGUGGGCCCUUAUGGAAGGCUGAGUCUGAGGAUUUUGGGACUGAAUUAAAUGAAUGUUUUCAUUUUCAACAUCAAAUAUUUAAGCAAGUAGAGUUUGGAACAAGUGGAAUUAUCCAGUCUCUGUAAAUUAAAUACUUAAAAUUACUUGUUUAUUUACAUGAUGAAUGCUGCAGAAAAACAGCCUGACAGAACUAUUUUCUUCUUCAAAACCAAACAUUUCGCUGCUGCAUGGGGUUAUCAGGUGUGUUGGUCAAAACUCUGAAUAUAAGUGUCCAGCAUACCUGGAAGUAGUGAUAGACUAAACCUGUUGAAUACUGGCACUUAAAAUGCCGCUGGCACUUAAAAUGCCACUGUCACUUCCGCACAAAAAUGUGUUUCCUCCUGAAAGGAUUAACUUUAGUAUUUAACUUACUUCUUACAUACAAGUACCACAAUUUGUUUUGACCUAGUAGUGUUAGGAUAUUGGGAGAAGAGGGGCUCGUAUAGACCCAUUAAAA
Charadrius vociferus (killdeer) is the source of this 2104-nucleotide messenger RNA. RefSeq names its product dihydrolipoamide dehydrogenase (gene DLD). Gene Ontology annotation, molecular function: flavin adenine dinucleotide binding; dihydrolipoyl dehydrogenase (NADH) activity. The coding region runs from base 1 to 1557 and encodes 518 amino acids. The record is from RefSeq and is a predicted model, not a curated record. The transcript has 14 exons. Gene Ontology annotation, cellular component: mitochondrion; oxoglutarate dehydrogenase complex. Lineage: Eukaryota; Metazoa; Chordata; Aves; Charadriiformes; Charadriidae.